CAAGCCGAGAGGGCGCCCUUGAGGGGGCCGUAGCAGCAGCAUCAUGGCCUGGGCCGCCUCUGCGACCAGCCUGGCAGACGAGGUCACCUGCCCCAUCUGCCAAGGCACCCUGAGGGAGCCGGUCACCAUCGACUGUGGCCACAACUUCUGUCGCAGCUGCCUCACCCGCUACUGCGAGAUCCCAGGCCCAGACCUGGGGGAGCCCCCUAACUGCCCUCUCUGCAAGGACCCCUUCCACCCCGGCAGCCUCCGGCCCAACUGGCAGCUGGCCAACGUGGUGGAGAACAUCGAGCGGCUCCAGCUGGUGUCCGCGCUGGGCUCAGAAGAGGAGGGCGUCUGCCAGGAGCACGGAGAGAAGAUCUACUACUUCUGCGAGGACGACGAGAUGCAGCUGUGCGUGGAGUGCCGGGAGGCCGGGGCGCACAGGGCGCACACCCUGCGCUUCCUGCAGGACGCGGCGGCCCCCUACAGGGAGCAAAUAGAAAAAUGUCUCAAGUGUCUAAGAAAAGAGAGAGAGGAGAUUCAAGAAAUCCAGUCAAGGGAAAAGAAGAGAAUACAAGUCCUGCUGACUCAGGUGUCCACCAAGAGACAACAGGUGAUAUCCGAGUUUGCACGUCUGACCCAGUUCCUGGAGGACCAGCAGAGCAUCCUCUUAGCGCAACUGGAGAGCCUGGAUGGGGACAUCUUGAAGCAACAGGAUGAGUUUGAUUCCCUGGUCGCUGGGGAGAUCUGCCGGUUUAGUGCUCUGAUUGAAGAGCUGGAGGAGAAGAAGGAGAGGCCAGCAGGAGAGCUCUUGACGGAUAUCAGAAGCACUCUAAUAAGAUGUGAACGCAGAAAGUGCCGGAAACCCGCGGCUGUGUCCCCGGAGCUGGGCCAGAGGAUUCGGGACCUCCCGAAACAGGCUCUCCCGCUGCAGAGGGAGGUGAAGCUGUUUCUGGAAAAGCUCUGCUUUGAGCUGGACUAUGAGCCAGCUCACAUCUCUCUAGACCCCCAGACUUCCCACCCCAAGCUCCUCCUGUCUGAGGACCACCAGCGUGCCCAGUUCUCGUACAAGUGGCAGAACUCACCAGACAGCCCCCAGCGUUUUGACCGGGCCACCUGUGUCCUGGCCCACAAUGGCUUCUCGGAGGGCAGACACACGUGGGUGUGGAUGGCCGGGCACCUGGGGACUCGGGGCCGCUGCCUGCUCUCCUCACCACCAUCCCCACCGAGCACAGAAGUAGCUGUGCACAGGACAGAGCACUGGAUUUAGAGCUAGAAGACCUGGGUUCUAGAA
This is a messenger RNA of Propithecus coquereli (Coquerel's sifaka), 1276 nucleotides long. RefSeq names its product tripartite motif containing 10 (gene TRIM10). The coding region runs from base 44 to 1252 and encodes 402 amino acids. The record is from RefSeq and is a predicted model, not a curated record. Lineage: Eukaryota; Metazoa; Chordata; Mammalia; Primates; Indriidae. The transcript is spliced from 8 exons. Gene Ontology annotation, molecular function: zinc ion binding.